Alternaria arborescens is the source of this 414-nucleotide messenger RNA. RefSeq lists its product as hypothetical. The coding region runs from base 1 to 414 and encodes 137 amino acids. The record is from RefSeq and is a predicted model, not a curated record. NCBI's taxonomy places the organism in Eukaryota, Fungi, Ascomycota, Dothideomycetes, Pleosporales, Pleosporaceae. The transcript is spliced from 3 exons.
AUGCACUUCAACUUCUCUACCAUUGCCGUGGUCCUCGCCGCCAUGAGCGUCGCCGUCGAGGCUGCCCCCAAGGGAGGACGCGGCCGUGCGAGGGUCAAGCAGGGUGCCAAAGACCACGCCGGCGACGUCGCUGGUGGUAUCGUCACUGGCGCUGGAUUCAUCCCAUCGACUGCUGGCAAGCACGUGAUGCACAACUGCUGCAUCAACUCCGGCGGCUGGACAUACAACCCGGACGCUGUCGAGCUUACCAAGAAGGUGUGCAAGAACUUCACAUCCGCCCAGUGGUACAACAACGCUUGCACCGAGGCCGCGGGUUCUGAACCCAUCUCUGGUGACUCUUUCUACUCCGCUUGCAAGGCCGCGAAGCCCGAUGGCGGCGACAACGUCGGCGCUGGCUACCGCGCUACUUGCUAA